Molecule: messenger RNA, 195 nt
Organism: Colletotrichum higginsianum IMI 349063
Lineage: Eukaryota; Fungi; Ascomycota; Sordariomycetes; Glomerellales; Glomerellaceae
Exons: 1
Coding region: 1-195 (64 amino acids)
Source: RefSeq, a predicted model, not a curated record
AUGCCCGAGGGCAUGUUGGCCGCUUUCGACUUUCAUAUCAUCAUUCUCCAGGAUGUCGACGAGGGUAAUGCAUUCGCCGCCCUUGAUGAUGACAUGUUCGAGAACGCCAUCGCCGACAUCCAGGCUGGCCGGGCCAGGCCGAGUAACACGACAUCAGUACCCCGGGUUUGUUGGCCCUGGGGUUGGGCAAUCUGA